UUACGUCAUUAUAUCGUCAAAUUUCUGAAAAUUUCCAUAUGUUAUGUCUACAUCAUAAGAGAUGGGCCUCAAAAGCCAAUACCUCCCAUCCCAGAUUGACCGAAAAAGCCCGGUCUGAAUAAGGUUAAAUCUUAUAGCUCAGAUGCGCUGUACUACUAGAUACGACUUGAAAAUGGGUACAUUUAAAGAUUUAUGUAAUGAUGACUUUUCUUCACAGUACAUACAAAGAACGUCUACAGGAAGGCUACAGGGCCCUGCAGACUGGAGACCUGGACACAGCAGAACAAAGCUUUGCAGCUGCGCUCAAGUCCGUUCAUGUCGACGGUCAACACAGGAAGGAGGCAGAGCCCCUGUACAAGUUGGGCCAGGUCUAUCUGAAGAGAGGAAUUCAGUCAAAGAACGGGGGUGAUUUCACCAAGGCUGUAGCACUCUGUAAUGCAGCACUGGUAAGGUCAGGAAGAGAAUAUGUAAAGAACACAAUCCAGGAAAUACCUGGAAUAUUUGUGAAUAAAGUCCUAAAGAUAGAACAGAAGGUAGACAGUAAUGAUACAGAGAAACACAAAUUGAUGUUGAAGGCUGAUAGGGACUAUGUAGAAAAGGAGAUCAAAAGAAUAGAACAAGAGUUAGAUCCAUAUAGCAUUGAUGAAAAUGACCCAAAGAUAAAAGAGGUAGAGAUGAAGAGAGUGGAAGCGAUCAAAGAAUUGUUUCAGAAACUUGUUGAUCAGCGUAAAACAUUCAUAGCUGGUCUUGUAGAUGAAUGCAUGGAGGUAAUGGGGCCCCCUCCCUGUAAGUACGCCAUGAUAGGUUUGGGUUCACAAGCCACUGGGUUGGUAACUCCAUACUCUGAUCUGGAGUUUGCCAUUUUGGUACAGGAGGAAAGCGAGAAUAAUGCUAGUUAUUUCCGCAACCUCACCCAUUAUCUGCAUCUGAAAGUGAUCAAUCUGGGAGAGACCAUUCUCCCUGCCAUGGGGAUAAAAUCUCUUAAUGAUUUCUAUUCAAAUGACCCACUGGCCAACUGGUACUAUGAUUCUGUAACACCGCGCGGUUUUGCUUUCGAUGGAGCCAUGCCACAUGCAUGUAAGACUCCCUUGGGCAGGGGUAGAAACAACACAGGAACAAGCGAACUCAUCCACACACCAAGCAAUAUGACAAACGUAUUGACAGACGACAUUACGUUCCAUCUAAAGAAAGGCUACCAUCUCGCUAGCAUACUCGGAAAUGUGGCUUUCAUCACAGGAGACCAGGGCUUGGUCGAUGAGUACAGGUCGUUAUGGACACAGCAACAUCAAGACAAUAAUGGGGAUGUUCUACGGGUAAUGGCAAAUACUUUACUGAUUGAUAAUGUAUCAAUGUUCCAAACUCAGCCCCUUACUGCCGAACUGUUAAAUGUUAAGAAAGAAAUCUAUCGGUUUUCGAGCCUUGCAGUGUCUCUUUUGGCUCUACUUAAUAACAUACAACCGACCACAAUCUGGGAGACUAUUCAGAAGCUGAGGUACAGAGGAGUCGUCAGUAGUGAGAACGCACACCACUUGAUGGUGCUGGUCAGUAUCUCAGCAGAACUGAGGCUGCGGACAUACAUAAACAAUCGUGGUCAGGUGGAAAAUUUGUCAGCCUUGUCAUCAAUGUCGACUGAUACGGACAUUCAGGAGAAAGUGCAGAAAGUGUUUUACAUCUCAAAUACAAAACAGCUGAUGAGAUAUUAUUACACGGAAAGACCCCUGAGGCACUUCAUUUCACAGGUAACCGACCCUCAGCAAUUAAAAGAACCAUCAAUAUUCUUUGACAAUUCUUCAGAGCUAAAAGCAAAGGUAUAUGAAAGUCUCUGCAAUUUCGAAAACUUUAAGACAUGCGCGGAGAUAACGCUACAAAAUCAUUUGUUGAAAUAUGGUCAAACCACUGCACACAUGGAUAUUGCAGCCUCACUUUAUAUCUUCGCUUGUGCUUUGAAUAUUCUUGGUGAUCACAAGAAGGCUUUAAACUAUUACGAGCGGGCGCUUCAGAUGAUAUGGAGUAUUUAUGGUGAGGACACUGCACAUCCAGACAUCGCCGACUCACUUAACAGCUUAGGUUACACCUGCUGUAAACUCGGUGAUCACAGAAAGGCGGUUAGCUAUCUUGAACAAUCUCUACGGAUGAAGCGGACUAUAUAUGGGGAGGACACUGCGCAUCCUGUCAACGCCAUGACACUUAACAACUUAGGUAAAACCGGGAGUGACCUCGGCGAUCACAGAAGGGCGUUCAGUUAUUAUGAACAGCCACUACAGAUGUACCGGGGUAUCCUUGGAUGGGACACUGCACAUCGAAGCAUCGCCGACUCGCUUAUCAACUUGGGUAACACCUGGAGAGACCUCGGUGAUUACAGAAAGGCGUCCAGCUAUUAUGAACAGUCACUGCGGAUGUACCAAAGUAUCUAUGGGGAGAACACUGCACAUCCUGACAUCUCCUUAUCACUUAACAACUUAGGUAACACCUGGGGAGACGUCGGUGAUCACAGAAAGGCGAUCAGCUAUUAUAAGCAGUCACUGCAGAUGAACCAGUUUAUCUAUGGUGAGGACACUGCGCAUCCUGACAUCGCCCAAUCACUUAUCAACUUAGGUACUACCUGUUACGACCUUGGUGAUCGCAGAAAGGCGGUUAGCUAUUUUGAACAGGCACUACACAUGUACCGAAGUAUCUAUGGUAAGGACAAUGCACAUCCUCACAUAGCAAACUCUCUUAACAACUUGGGUGCCACGUGGGAUGACCUCGGUGAUCACAGAAAGGCUGCUGGCUAUUUUGAGCAGUCACUUCAGAUGAAGCAAGGUAUCUAUGGUAAGAACACUGCACAUCCUGACAUCGCCAAGUCGCUUAACAACUUGGGUAGCACCUGGAAUAACCUCGGUGAUCACAGAAAGGCGUUAAAUUAUUGUGAAAAGUCACUAAAGAUGUGGCGGAGUAUCUAUGGGGAGGACACUGCGCAUCCUGACAUCGCAAGGUCACUUAACAACUUGGGUAGGACCUGGGACAAUCUCGGUGAUCACAGAAAGGCGGUUAGCUAUUAUAAACUGGCAGUUCAGAUGAAUCGGAGUAUCUAUGAUGAGGACACUGCACAUCCUGACAUCGCGUCCUCACUUAGCAACUUGGGUAUCAGCUGGAGUAAUCUUGGUGAUCACAGAAAGGCUGCUGGCUAUUUUGAGCAGUCACUUCAGAUGAAGCAAGGUAUCUAUGGUGAGAACACUGCACAUCCUGACAUCGCCAAGUCGCUUAACAACUUGGGUAGCACCUGGAAUAACCUCGGUGAUCACAGAAAGGCGUUAAAUUAUUGUGAAAAGUCAUUAAAUAUGUGGCGGAGUAUCUAUGGGGAAGACACCGCUCAUCCUGUCAUUGCCGCCUCACUUAACAACUUGGGUAACACAUGGGACAACCUCGGUGAUCACAUAGAGGCGGUCAGCUAUUAUGAGCAGUCACUACAGAUGGAGAGGAGUAUCCUUGGUAAAGACACUGCACAUCCUGACAUCGCCGCCUCACUUAACCAAUUAGGUAACACCUGGGGCAAGCUUGGUAAUCAGGAGAAGGCCGUCAUUUAUUUUGAAGAGUCACUACAGAUGUACCAGAGUAUCUACGGUGAGGACACUGAACAUCCUCACAUCGCCGCCUCAUUUAACAACUUGGGUCGUGCCUGGUUGAACCUCGGUGAUCACCUAAAGGCGGCAAGCUAUUGUGAACUGACACUUCAUAUGUUCCAGAGUAUCUAUAAUAAGGACGCUGCACAUCCUGAAACCGCCGCCUUGCUUAACGAUUUGUGCGUCGCUUGGAGAGACCUCAGAUAUUACGGAAAUGCAGUAAACUAUCUUCUUCUGAGCAAACAAAUAAAACAGUAUAUUAAAACUUCAAAUAAAUAAUUAGCACAAACUUUUCAACCAAUAGAAGCUGUAAAUGACCUCUCCUAUCAAGAUAUGAUUUUACCAUACCUUGGCACUAUAAUAGUGUAACGAGUUUGUAAUGAAAGUUAAGGGUUUUAUUUUCUGUUCGGUUGCGAUAUGGGAUGUACGGCACUGUGAUCGACAGUAUUUGAUCCUCACUGCUGUUACAUUUAGGCGAUGUUUAGUUUGCUUUAAAGCUUUUUGCAUACAUGCGUUGACGAUUCAAUAAUGUACGAGGGUUUAUUACGAUCAAUAAAUAGUAGCCUUAUCCGAAAAUAAAAUGCACAACCAAAAAAAUCAGGCAUGCUUGUUGAAUAUAAAACAUUUUAUGCAUGUCUACCAAGAUCUAAUCAUUGUGAUCAUUAUUUUCAAUCAUUGUUAUGUUAGAUAAACCAGAGAAAACAACAAAUUUUAAUGAGCUAAAUCCUGAGUCUUGCGGGUCAACUUGCUGCACUGAAAAUUAGAAGUAAAUGGUAAUUAAAUAUUUCGACAACGUCUCAAUAAGUAGAUUUCAUUACACGAGAAACACGACUCACACAGGAAGAGAGGGGAUUUAAAUCACUUGGAAUUACUAGAGAUGACCUUGUCACCACAUAUAUGACUUUCAUUUGACCAACCUGUGAGUACGCAUUCCCCGUUCAGCAAACUGUUAGUACGCAGUCUAAAAUACUUUAACUGAAAACCGUUGACCUUAGACCGUUCGGAACUUCCAAGCUAUUCUAUGCGUCCACUACAUAUGCACAACCUACAAAGACGCUUGCCUGACUCUAGUCCUUAUAACGUCGGAAUAAAGACGUGAUUACCUAUGUGAGUCGGUCCCCAGGACACUCGUAGAAUUUAAUUACAAAUAAAAGUCAAAAUUUAAAUUACGAAAACUGUUCAAUCCAAUGCGCGCGUCGCGUGCACUACAAAGUUGUGACAUUUUAUGAGAUAAUAAACAAUUACUAGUAUUACAACAGUUCCUUGUUUCUGGGUUAGGGUCGAUGAUGUAUUGAUCACCCCUUUUAGUGUAGGGUAAGAAUUCUGUGAUUUGUUUUUUCUUUCUUUUAACGUCAUUUUUUAUGUAUGUAAAUCAUUACGAUUAGUAACUUCCUUGUAAAUAGGCGAUUAAUCACAAUUAAAGGGAAACUCACGGUAGAAAUUGCGAUUUUCUGAGUUCCCAUGAACAUUAUUUACCCUUUGCCAUUAGACAUGUUCUUUUUUCUUUGAUGUGAAAUAAAAAAAAAAAUGAGCAUGAGCCGUAAACAUUCCCAUUUUGCUUCAAGAUAGUGUAUCAGAACAUUUGCUACAAGUGUUGUUUGGUUUGUAUAUAUGUGUACUUUUAAUAUAUGUAUAUAGACGUUUUACCAGCUUGUUACAUACAAUUACAGAAGAACUGUGAUGACAUGUCAUGUGAUUUGUUGGUAUGUCAUGCAAAUAUUGAGAUAUAAAUGUAAAGGUUUAAGCUUAGAAAAUCAAGUUCAAUGCUAGGUGGUUGUAGGUGAGGCAGCAUUUGGUAAUAAGAUAUGUAACGGGAAACCUCGGAGAACGUGUGGAACUCCGUGUUUAAUUUGAUUUUGAAAUUUAAAAAAAAGUAUCAAUGAUAUAGAAGUCAUAGGAUAAUGGUAUUUUCUUAUAAAUCUGUUACAAUAAGAGCAUGAUAUAACAAUACG
Molecule: messenger RNA, 5554 nt
Organism: Branchiostoma floridae (Florida lancelet)
Lineage: Eukaryota; Metazoa; Chordata; Leptocardii; Amphioxiformes; Branchiostomatidae
Exons: 2
Coding region: 198-3881 (1227 amino acids)
Molecular function (GO): [protein-PII] uridylyltransferase activity; protein binding
Source: RefSeq, a predicted model, not a curated record